UCAUGUGCUUCUUUCUGACACGCUUAUUCCCCUGCACUUGUACACAAUCUUUGUUACUAACUGAGGUCUGAGCUUCAGGAUGGACGGAAGGUGUUUGGGGGGAAAUGGCUGCCCUAGAUGCUGCAUCCUGGGGUGCCCUCUUCUCAGCACUUGUAUCACUCACGUUACACACCAUGUGCCGUGGCAGCUUCUCAAUGUGGGACAGCCACUCCUUCACACCAUCUAGGACGAUGGGGAUGAGGCUCACCACACCUCCAAAGUGAUUCUUUGCUUCGUCGCAGCUCAGGUGAUUCACAACAUCGUGAGGAUAUCUGUGGGACAGAAGGAAGCAUUCGUUGAGUAGUCCAGGCAAUGCAGCCCUGGUGAGUCCAGCAGUGCCACCCUGAGCCCAUGGGGAAAGGUGGAGAUGUAGGCAGCAAAGUCCCCAGAGCAAAAGGAUGCUGAUAGAACUUGAGAAAGGAGCUGUGCCACACGCGGCGUUGUGGCUGCUGGACUCAGCCUGCAAGAGUUCAAGAGCAAAUACAAACAUCUGCUCCACGAAAUUAACUACACACAGAGCAGGAAUAGCAGGGAGGAGCCAGAACGGUGUCAUAACAGAAACCAGCAGGGAGGUCAGGUAGGAAUAUGCAUUCUUGUGACAGUCUUCCUGUGUCCACAAUUGCCUCCACAGAACUCAGCUGAUGGAAAGACGUACUUGGCUCUGAUGGUGCUCAGAUCAUUGCUGUGGUUAAGGAGCAGCUUGCAUCUUUCCAAAAUUUCAUUGGUUGUGCUGUUACCACGAUGCAUGGUUUCCAGCUUGUGGCAGAGAUUGCUCAGGUCAUUACAGAUGUUUAGGAACAUGGUGAGGAUACGCCUGUCCGUUAAGUUGUUACAGUGGUGGUCCAUGUAGGACUGUACCUGCAGAGUGCAACGUGGGGAAAGAUGGGGUCAUGCAUGUUAAAUUACACUGUGAUAUGCUGCAAAGUUGCUUAAGUCAGUGAACAGCAGAUACUUUCUGGUGUGACUGAAGGAAUGAGCCACUAUGGAAAAUGAUACAGAGGCAAGCAGUAAGCUUUCUAGGGCAUGCCUGAGAUUGUUCGCUCAUCAUUCAUCACAGCUGAAGAGGGCUGGGGUAAUGGAUCUGCUUGUCAGCACAGCAACAAGCCUUCCUUCCCUCUUUGGAGAGUAGUAUGGCAGUACUGCAGCCAAAAACAGCUCUGCUAUGAGCACUGCAAAGUUGGGUUGGGUGUAAGCAGGGGAGUUUACUGUCUUCUGUAAUGCCACAACUGCUUUCAUAGAAUGGGGUGGGAGAUGGGGGUAGUGGCCAAACAGGGAGUGUUCUGGAGUAAAGCAUGGAUGUGCUUGCAUGCGUGCACGUUGUUCAUGGUUCUUUAUUUGGCACUAUUAGCUGUGACAGCAAAAUUAAAAGCAUUUAACCUGAGUUGUCCUUACUAACCUGUUAUAGCAAUGACAAUUCCCUAUUUGCCUUGAAUGGUUUUGUUUCUCAGAGUAAAUGGCACUGUGUGGUGAAAGACUAUGACAAGAGAUUCAGUAUCUGCUCCAAAAGCAUUACAGAUGCUUCAGACUUGAGUGGUAGGAAUGUAAAACACAGAGGGGGGGUUGGCAGCCAAGGCUGGACUGUAACACCUUCAGUGCUUUCUGUAAGACUACAGCAUAAGAACGAAGGAACUGCUCCACCACCAGCAUGCUCUGUGCAUACAGAACAGCCAUGCUGUACACCAGGGCAAAUUCUCAGCAGGUUUGCAAGAGAAAUAAAGAAGGCCCCUAAGGAUCCAUUUCCGCUACGGAUUUUUCCUUCCUCUGUGUUCAUGCUGUGUUCUGUCCACGUGAGUGGCAGGAUUUUUUUUUUAUUGCUGCUCUGAGCAGAAACAGUCCUAAAGAGAAUAGUGUUUUAGCCUGGGUGUUCAUCAACAGGAUUACAGGACUUCUUUCUGUCCAUAUCAACAGAAGAGAGUUAGUGCACCAGGAGGGGACCAGGACAACGUGAGCAACAGCUUGCAGUGACCACCAGGUUCUGCAGCAGGAGUUGCUGGCUCUUAAGCUGCAGCCUGGGGAGCUCAGGGAGAGCUGGACUAAAGCCAUGAGCACAGCCAGGCUCGGCGGAGGAGGCACUUGCUGGGUUAUUUGAGUCUCUGAUUGAAGCAAGUGACAGCACAGGUAUUUGCUGGUUUUAUUCCUAUGCCCUCCUAUAUACAAUUCAAAACAAGAUUGGGAUAAGGCAGAAGAAUGGCAGUGAAACUAAAUGUGUGACUGUUUUUGUCCCAGUUAAAUUUCUUCAUUUCAGUUCCCACACAAGAGCCCACCACCGCGUGCUGUACCGAUGUUCCCUGCUCUCCCCAGUAACAAUCUCUUCCUUUUUCUCUCCUUUCUCUAAGGUGACAUGGUGAUAUCCCUAGGGCUACCCAUGCAGUAAGGUUUGCCACUGCUGAGUCCACGUCCCUGUAUCACUGUGUCAGUGUCACUGUCAGAGUUGGAAAGCAACUCCACCACCAGAAGGAUAAAAAAGAAGAUAUACGACGUCAAAGCACGGUGGUCCCCGGGCCCCAGGCAAACAUGCUUGAAGAGCUGUUAAUUCAUAAGCCGGAGGACCCCAUUCAGUUUAUGAUAGAGCAUUUAGAGCAGCACAAUGAUGAUGCUCCAAGGAUUUUCAUACUCGGUCCACCUGCUUCUGGUAAAACUACAAUGGCAAUACGGCUUUGUAAACAUUUGGAAGCCAUACGUAUCUCUCAGGAGACUUUGCUUUCCAAGGAAACAUUAGCUCUGACAAAGGAAGCAAAGGCAUAUAAAGAAAGAAAGCAGAAAAUUCCCAACGCGCUUUGGGCCAAUCUGAUCCGGGAACGUCUGUCAAACGUGGACUGCAUCAAACAAGGCUGGAUUUUGGAAGGCUUCCCUGAAAAUCAGGAACAGGCACGGUUGCUGCAAUCAUCUGGCAUCAUUCCGAGGCACGUUGUUGUGCUCUAUGCUGCAGACACUAUGCUGAUUGAGCGGAACAGUGGGAAGAGGCUCGAUCCCCUCACAGAAGAGGUGUACCACACGACCUUUGAUUGGCCAAGUGAUGUGCAGAUACAGCAACGUUUGGUGAAACCAGAUGUGACUGAGGAGGAGAUGUCAAAGCAGCUGCUGGAAUACCACAGGAACUUCCCCGGGGUGUUCCAGAUCUACCACAAAAUUCUGCGAUCGAUCAACGCAGACCAGCCUUGUGUGGAUGUCAUCUCACAAGCUCUUACCUACGUCCAAACCCAGCCCCGAUCAGCUGCCCCUUUUACUCCACGUAUUCUCUUUUGUGGCCCCCCAGGCAGUGGGAAGAGCCUGCAGGCAGCACUAAUAGCUCAGAAAUACGGCGUUGUCAACAUUUGCUGUGGGCAACUGCUAAAGGAAGCUGUUGCAGACAAGACAGAACUUGGAGAACUCGUUAAGCCUUAUAUUGACAAUGGAUACCCAGUCCCAGACAACACGGUUAUGAAGAUCCUGGAGAGACGCCUGAAUGCACCAGACUGCAUGACCAAGGGCUGGGUGCUUCGUGGCUUCCCGAGGGACAUAGAGCAGGCAGAGAGGCUGCAAAAAGCAUGUAUUAUUCCAAACAGGGUAUUUUUCUUCAAUCUUCCCUACGAAUCCAUCAUUGAACGACUGUCUCAGCGGAGGAUUGAUCCAGUCACAGGGGAAAGAUACCACACGACACUCAGACCAGCGCCCACUGCGAAGAUCCAAGCCCGCCUCAAGCAGAACCCCAAGGACAAGGAGGAGAACAUUGAGAAACGCGUGGACGCCUAUCACAGGAACGUCAGGGAUCUGCAGGAGUUUUAUGAAGACGCCUUUGACGUCAAUGCUGAUCAAGAUUCAUAUCCUAUCUUUGAGUUUAUAGAAAGCUGUAUCAUUAAGCCCCUUCCGUGCAAAAAAUUAAAUGCUUCUAAUUAA
Molecule: messenger RNA, 3915 nt
Organism: Centrocercus urophasianus (Greater sage-grouse)
Lineage: Eukaryota; Metazoa; Chordata; Aves; Galliformes; Phasianidae
Gene: AK8
Product: adenylate kinase 8
Exons: 14
Coding region: 2554-3915 (453 amino acids)
Biological process (GO): nucleoside triphosphate biosynthetic process
Cellular component (GO): cytoplasm
Molecular function (GO): nucleoside diphosphate kinase activity; ATP binding; AMP kinase activity
Source: RefSeq, a predicted model, not a curated record